Molecule: messenger RNA, 1239 nt
Organism: Sphenostylis stenocarpa
Lineage: Eukaryota; Viridiplantae; Streptophyta; Magnoliopsida; Fabales; Fabaceae
Source: the annotation of a GenBank genome assembly
AUGGAAGGACAGAAAGAGAAUCCCAAUGGUAACGCCGCUGCUAUGGUACACUCCUUCUGCGAAAUCACUUCUUCUUCCAAAGAAGAAGCACUUUUCUUUCUCGAAAGCCACAAUUUUGACCUAGAUGCCGCUGUUUCCACCUUCCUCGAUAAUGCUCAUAACCCUAUAAUCAUCCCUCAAAACGACGACGUUGUUCCAAACCCCAACGCUGCCACCUCUUCCCCUCCCUCCGAUUCUCACUCUCCAGAUUUUUACCCUUCGCGCUCCCCAUCUCAAUCCCCGACUCCGUCACCGUCGCGCACGCCCUAUGAGCUUCGAUCGCGCAGGUCUCUUGGCAAGAAACCCUCCUCCAGCCGUCAAGACAAAAUUCGAACCCUAGGUGAUCUCAAACGCUCCUCCCGCGACUCUGAUUCUGAUUCCGAUCCCGAUUUCCAACCCGACGAGUACUACGCCGGCGGAGAAAAGAGUGGGAUGCUUGUUCGAGAUCCUUCCAAAGGGAACAACAACAGUGUGGAUGAUAUUUUUGAACAAGCUCGGAACGUUGCUGUUGAUGCGCCUCCUGAGAACCCUGGAAACUCUUCACGGGCGAGAAGUUUCAGUGGCGCGGCGAGGUUGCUUUCCGGCGAGACUGUGCCGUCUGUUUCUCAGCGUGUAGAGGAAGUUACCCACACUGUUACAUUUUGGAGGAAUGGUUUCUCUGUCAAUGAUGGUCCUCUGAGGAGGCUGGAUGAUCCGCAAAAUGCACCAUUUCUCGAGAGCAUAAAAAAGUCUGUAUGUCCCAAAGAGCUUGAACCAGCAGAUCGAAGGACUGCUGUCCACGUCAACCUCACAAGGCGGGAUGAAGACUACCCAGAGCCUGUGAAGCCACGCCAUCUUCCUUUCCAGGGUGUUGGAAGAACCUUAGGAGGUACCAGCUCCAGCAGUGAUGAGCCUAUUCAAGUAACCGGUACUUCACCAAUUACUGCUGCUCCAUUGCCAACAAUGGGGUUAGUUGUAGAUGAGUCACAGCCAGUAACAUCAAUCCAGCUGAGGUUAGCGGAUGGCACACGCAUGGUUUCUCGCUUCAAUCAACACCAUACAAUCAGAGAUGUUCGAGCAUUCAUUGAUGCAUCAAGACCUGGGGGAGUAAGAAGUUAUCAACUGCAGGCAAUGGGUUUUCCUCCUAAACAACUUACUGAUUGGGACCAGACAAUAGACCAGGCUGGUAUAGCCAAUUCUGUUGUAAUCCAAAAGUUGUAG